Salvelinus fontinalis (brook trout) is the source of this 5696-nucleotide messenger RNA. RefSeq names its product collagen alpha-1(XI) chain-like. NCBI's taxonomy places the organism in Eukaryota, Metazoa, Chordata, Actinopteri, Salmoniformes, Salmonidae. The record is from RefSeq and is a predicted model, not a curated record. Gene Ontology annotation, molecular function: extracellular matrix structural constituent.
UCUCGGAGCAAUCGAACUGUCUCCGGUACUUUUCUGAACGCUCAUACACCUUCAGUCUAAGGGCUGGGGAUAAGGGAGAGAGGAGCAAGAGGCCCAGUUUGGCUCUAAAGAAGAAACGAGUUCUGUUUUUCACUUAUGGCUUUGUUGUAGUAACAACAAUUACCAACAACACACCGUUAUUUUUGGGGGGGUGAUAUCUGGAAGGAAAAGAACCCACGUUUUGUUCUGAAAGGCGCCCGGUUUUUUUUUCCUCCAGAAGCUUUGUGGCGCUGAGUGAGAGACCAUGGAGAUGCAAAUAUGGUCCACAAGGUGGAAAACCAAAAGGUGGCUUUUGAAUCCCACUCUAACCACCAUCGUCACUCUCACUGUCCUUCUGCAAGCCGUCAAUGUCCAAUCAGCUGCCCCAGUGGAUGUACUCAAGGCUCUGGACUUCCACAGCUCCCCGGAUGGCGUCCGUAAAGCUGCGGGAUUCUGCGCUCACCGGAGAGGAUCUAAACCGGACGUAGCCUUCCGUGUGGGGAAGCAGGCCCAGAUCAGCGCUCCCAGCAAGCAACUCUUCCCAGGAGGAGUGUUCCCAGAGGACUUCUCAGUGAUGUUCACCAUCAAGCCCAAGGCAGGCAGCCAGUCCUUCCUGCUGUCUGUGUAUAAUGAGCAGGGGGUCCAGCAGCUGGGUGUGGAGGUGGGACGCUCUCCUGUCUUCCUGUACGAAGACCAACAUGGGAAACCUGCCCCAGAGGAUUACCCAUUGUUCAGAUCCAUCAACCUCGCUGACGGCAAAUGGCAUCGCGUGGCCAUCAGUGUGGAGAAGAAGAGUGUGACCAUCAUUGUGGAUUGUAAGAAGAAGCUGAGCAGGCCACUGAAGAGGAGCGACGGGGCGGCCAUCAACACUGACGGCAUCGUUGUCUUUGGAACCAGGAUUCUGGAUGAAGAAGUUUUUGAGUACAAUUCGUACGACCUAGAGUACAGUGAGGUCUAUGACUACAGUGAAGGAGAAGUGGCCACUGAAACUGCCCCAACCGAAGGAGCCAAACCUGCACCUGAGGCUGUGGACGGAGCUCAACCCGAUGAGAACCCUACAGACUCAACCGUUUCAAUCCUGAACUACGACGAGGACAUAGUCGACGAUUACGUCACCGGCGUGGAGCAGGUGGACGCCGACCCUACGGCUGCCGCAGAAAUCGGCUCUGAUACCAAAGGUCCCGACCCCGGCGCAGAAUCGUACAAUUUUAAGGAGUACGAUCUGAAGGAAUACGGUGAUAUAAUCGAUACGAAACAGACGUACGAGUACGGUGACUACGGCGACUACGGCACCGGCGAGGCCAAACCUACCUCCUUCCCGGCCCACGAGGAUGAGUUUGGGCCGGGCGUACCUGCUGAGACCGACACAGAUAGUAGUAUGGGAGGAGGCAGAUAUGGUGGAGAGAAAGGAGAGAAGGGAGAACCCGCCAUCAUUGAACCAGGGAUGCUGAUUGAAGGACCCCAAGGAGGCCCCGGCCAAGCUGGCCUGCCCGGCGCCCCAGGCUCCCAGGGUGCCCCUGGCCCACAUGGAGACCACGGUGACAGGGGUCCUCCAGGGCGUGCUGGUCUUCCUGGUUCAGACGGAGUUCCUGGUCCUCCAGGUACCCUUCUAAUGAUGCCGUUCCGUGCUGGUGGAGAUGCACAGAAAGGACCAGUAGUCUCAGCUCAGGAGGCACAAGCUCAGGCGAUCCUGUCCCAAGCCAGGCUCACCAUGAGGGGUACCCCUGGGCCAAUGGGAAUGUCAGGAAGAUCUGGGCCUGCGGGUGGACCAGGAGCUAACGGACUGAAGGGAGACGGAGGAGACAACGGACCUCAGGGUCCCAGAGGUCUUCAGGGUCCAGCUGGCUCACCUGGAAAAGCAGGAAAGAGGGGUCGUAAUGGAGCUGAUGGUUCCAGGGGUAUGCCAGGAGAGUCGGGGGGCAAGGGGGACCGAGGUUUCGACGGGCUCCCAGGUCUCCCGGGAGAGAAGGGACACAGGGGUGAGCUUGGUUCCACCGGCUCGCCAGGUGCUCCAGGAGACGAUGGCCAGAGAGGCGAGGACGGUGAGAUCGGACAGAGGGGUCUGGCUGGAGAGAGUGGUCCUAGAGGCCUGCUUGGUCCUAGAGGAUCCCCUGGGACUGGUGGACAGCGUGGUCUUGCUGGGCUGGACGGCCAAGCUGGUCCCAAAGGAAACCAGGGCACACAAGGAGAGUCAGGACCCGCCGGUCAGCAGGGCAUCCCUGGACCACAAGGUCUUGUCGGUCCUCAAGGCCCAAUCGGACCGCCUGGUGAAAAAGGACCGUCAGGUCGUCAGGGAUUGGCUGGUCUGGGUGGUGCCGAUGGUCCUCCCGGUCACCCAGGGAAGGAGGGUCCUCCAGGAAUGAAAGGAGGCGUCGGUCAUCCUGGUCCUCAGGGUUCUAUUGGCUACCCUGGCUCACGAGGUGUCAAGGGUGCCGAGGGUGUCAGAGGUCUGAAAGGCGGCGGCGGAGAAAAGGGAGAGGACGGUUUUCCAGGUUUCAAAGGAGACAUGGGCAUCAAAGGAGACAAGGGAGAGCUCGGUGUCCUAGGAGCCAGAGGUGAAGACGGACCUGAGGGCCCCAAAGGUCGAUCAGGCCCCAACGGAGAGGCCGGCCCCAUCGGGUCUGCUGGAGAGAAGGGUAAACUUGGUGUCCCCGGAUUACCCGGCUACCCAGGAAGACAAGGACCUAAGGGCUCUAAUGGCUUCCCUGGAUUCCCCGGCUCCAACGGAGAAAAAGGAGGAAGGGGUAUCGCUGGGAAAUCCGGACCCAGGGGACAACGUGGCCCAACGGGUCCCCGUGGUGGAAGAGGUGCCAGGGGACCAACUGGAAAGCCAGGUGCUAAGGGAACAUCAGGUAAUGACGGGCCUCCAGGUGGACCAGGAGAGAGAGGACCUCAAGGACCCCAGGGGCCAGCCGGCUUCCCAGGACCUAAGGGCCCUAAUGGCCCCCCGGGUAAAGACGGACUGCCUGGUCACCCUGGGCAGAGAGGAGAGACAGGUUUCCAGGGAAAGACUGGCCCACCUGGGCCUGGAGGUGUUGUUGGACCCCAGGGACCAACGGGAGAGACCGGCGGCAUCGGAGAGAGAGGACACCCUGGUUCCCCUGGACCCCCCGGAGAGCAAGGUUUACCUGGAUCUGCUGGGAAAGAAGGAGGAAAGGGUGACCCGGGUCCUAUGGGUACAUCUGGAAAGGUUGGCCCAGCCGGACUCAGGGGCUUCCCAGGGCAGAGAGGUCUUCCUGGGGCUAACGGUCCAGCUGGUUUGAAGGGAGGCGAAGGACCACAGGGUGCCCAAGGUCCCAUCGGUUCUCCAGGAGAGAGAGGUGCUAGCGGUCCCGGAGGUGCCAUCGGUCUUUCAGGACGCACCGGACCUCAAGGAGGUCCUGGACCAGCCGGAGAGAAGGGAGGCCCGGGAGAGAAAGGCCCCGUGGGACCAGCUGGUCGUGACGGUAUCCAAGGUCCUGUUGGUCUUCCUGGCCCUGCAGGCCCCCAAGGCCCCCCUGGAGAGGACGGAGACAAGGGAGAGGUUGGUGAGCCUGGCCAGAAGGGAAGCAAAGCAGACAAGGGUGAACAGGGUCCUCCUGGUCCAUCUGGUCUUCAAGGUGUCAUCGGAGCUCCUGGUCCCGCCGGUAGUGAUGGUGAGUCGGGACCCAGAGGUCAGCAGGGUAUGUUUGGCCAGAAGGGAGACGAAGGAUCCAGAGGAUUCCCUGGGCUACCUGGACCCAUCGGACUGCAGGGUCUGCCUGGUACAUCAGGAGAGAAGGGAGAGAACGGGGACGUCGGCCCAAUGGGUCCACCUGGUCCUCCAGGUCCCAGAGGUCCCCAGGGUUCUAGUGGAUCUGACGGUGCCCAAGGCCCUCCUGGUGGAGUGGGUUCAAUGGGAGGUAAUGGAGAAAAAGGAGAGAGCGGUGAAGCCGGCAACCCGGGACCAUCCGGAGAGCCUGGUGGUGGAGGACCCGUUGGCUUCCCUGGAGACCCAGGUCCCCCUGGAGAGCCUGGAGUUGGUGGAUUGGAUGGCUUGGCCGGAGACAAGGGAGAUGACGGAGACGCUGGUCAGCCAGGUCCAUCUGGUCCUUCUGGAGAAGCUGGACCUCCAGGACCACCCGGCAAGAGGGGACCCAUUGGACCAGCCGGUUCUGAGGGAAGACAAGGAGAGAAGGGUUCUAAGGGUGAGGCUGGAGCCGAUGGGCCUGAUGGUAAAACUGGACCUGUCGGACCCCAGGGGCCCCCUGGGAAGCCUGGACCCGACGGCCUGCGUGGAAUCCCCGGCCCUGUCGGUGAACAAGGACUUCCUGGUGCUUCUGGAAUGGACGGACCUCCUGGACCAAUGGGUCCUCCUGGUCUCGCUGGCUUGAAAGGAACUCCUGGCGGUAAGGGAGAAAAGGGUCACCCCGGUCUGAUUGGUCUGAUUGGACCACCUGGUGAGUUUGGAGAGAAGGGAGACAGAGGCCUGCCUGGACCCCAGGGAACUGGUGGAGGCAAGGGAGACACUGGUGUUGGAGGUUCCGCUGGUCCUCUUGGUCCUCCUGGUCCUCCUGGAAUUCCUGGACAUGUAGGCUCUAAGGGGUCCAAGGGAUCAUCAGGUGGAGCUGGCCAGAAAGGAGACACUGGUAUGAUUGGACCACCCGGAGCUCCUGGUCCUCCUGGCGACAUCAUCCAGCCGCUGCCCAUGCAGCAGGCAAGCAGGAAGAACAGACGCCAGGCGGAGGACGACGGCGUGCAGGGCGACGAGGCGGGAGGCAUGGCGGACUACGACAUGGAGGCCACAGCGGACAUGGAGGACGUGUUCGGGUCCCUGAAUAACUUGAAGCAGGACAUCGAGAGGAUGAAGUUCCCCAUGGGAACACAGGACAACCCUGCCAGGACCUGCAACGACCUGCACCUCAGCCAGCCGGACUUCCCCGACGGUGAAUACUGGAUCGAUCCUAACCAGGGCUGUACUGGAGACUCCUUCAAGGUCUACUGUAACUUCACCGCUGGAGGAGAGACCUGUAUUUACCCCGACAAGAAGUCCGCUGGUGUCAGAAUCUCUAACUGGCCCAAGGAGGCUCCAGGAUCAUGGUUCAGCGAAUUCAAACGAGGAAAAAUAUUGAACUAUGUGGACAUGGAGGAGAACACCAUCCAGACGGUCCAGAUGACCUUCCUGAAGCUGCUCAGCUCAACAGCCCGUCAGAAUUUCACCUACAUCUGCCACCAGUCGGUAGCCUGGUACGAUGCCAAGGCAGACGGCUACGACAAGGCUCUACGCUUCCUGGGUUACAACGACGAGGAGAUGUCCUAUGAUAAUAACCCCUUCAUCAAGGCCCUGUCGGACGGAUGCUCGCUGAAGUCGGGCUACUCCAAGACGGUGAUGGAGAUCAACACUCCUCGCAUCGACCAGGUGCCCGUCAUCGACGUCAUGUUCAAUGACUUUGGUGAACCCAGCCAGCGGUUCGGUUUCGAGGUGGGCCCCGUCUGCUUCAUGGGCUAGGACCUGACCACCACCCCCCGACCAGCUGAAGGACAGGGUUAGAGGGCGUUCUGUUCCAUGCAUGCCCUGUACUGCCGACUGAAUACCUGACAUCAAUCACUCACCCUCCCUAUACUCCACUCGACCUGGCCUCCGGCUCUAAACCAAACCUGUGUUUUAUAUCCUUGAUAAGAUGAUCAGACCCCCAGUAUCAGACCAGCAGCACGCUGCC